AUGAAGCCCCUUUCAAUCUUAUACCUGUGUUUUGCUGCAAUCUUCUCAUUUUGUAAUGCCGGAGAGCUAGUCAAAGAUGACCUGGGAAGCGAUAUAUGGAAAGCUAUCGAAUCGGCAGCUACUUGCGCUGGAUGUGAUGCUAUACUCUUGUUGCUCAAAGGUGUCGCUGCGUUAGGAGAUAGAGUUUUUGUUGAUACUUUGUCUGGAAUAUGCAAUUUGGCUGGAGUCGAGGAUUCAGAUGUUUGUGCAGGAGCAAUUGGUCUAGAGGGGCCAAUAAUCGCACAAGACCUGAGAAAAUUGUCAAUAGGAUCGCAUACUUCCAAGUUGUUUUGUAUAACGUUCUUUGGGCUAUGUGGCUUUCCAGCUGUUACCCCAUAUACGGUCCCAUUUCCAAGUGCCAAGCCCGCCACUCAGCGUCCAGCUGUGAGCGGUAAGACACCUCUGAAGUUUGUACAUUUUAGCGACAUUCACGUGGAUCAUGAGUACGAGGUUGGUGCGAAUACUAAUUGCACGAAGCCCAUCUGCUGUAGGCCUUAUACCUCCGCAGAUGCACCUGGCAACAACUCAUAUCCAGCUGGUGAAUAUGGCAACUAUAAGUGCGAUGCUCCUGUCAGCUUGGAAGAGAGUAUGUACGCAGCUAUAAAGGAAAUUGCUCCAGAUGCCACGGCGACAAUCUUCACAGGCGAUAUCGUUGAAGGCGCCGUCUGGCUUGUCAAUUCGACUGGAAAUAUUGCGGAUAUCAAUGACGCUUAUAGUCGAAUGUCGGGUCUAAACAACUUAUUUGCAACGACUGGAAACCAUGAAUCAGCACCGGUCAACUCUUUCCCGUCAAAAGCAGAUGGCGUCACGACAUCACAAUGGGUCUACAAUACUCUUUCUACAGACUGGAUACCCUUCAUUGGCUCUACUGCUGCCUCUUCAGCGGCUAGCUUUGGCGCCUACUCGACACUCCUGUCUGGAAGCAAUUUGCGAAUAAUAUCUAUCAACACCAACCUCUACUACAGAUCUAACUAUUGGCUUUACGAGGCUACCAUGGAAAAAGACCCUUCCGGACAAUUAGCAUGGUUAGUCACUGAACUUCAAGCAGCUGAGACUGCUAGCCAAAGAGUUUACAUUAUUGGGCAUAUGCCUAUGGGAAGCAAUGAUGCAUUGCAUGACGGUUCAAACUACUUCAAUCAGAUUACUCAACGAUAUUCCGCCACUAUUGCCGCUCUAUUCUUCGGUCAUACUCACCGCGACCAAUUCCAAAUCACAUACAGUAACUACAGCGCUCAAACUGCAGCCAACGCCCUCGAAGUAUCCUACAUCAUCCCAUCCAUGACUCCCACCUCCGGCUAUCCCGCCUUCCGCGUCUACUCCGUCGAUCCCGUGACAUACGGCAUCCUCGACUUCACAACCUACAUUGCCGACCUUUCACUCACCUCCUCCACGCAAUCAGAACCGAUAUGGAAACCCUACUACUCCGCUAAAGCCGCCUACGGCCCCCUCGUAACCCCACCACUUACCUCCGCCACCGCGGAACUAACUCCUGCCUUCUGGCACAAUCUCACCACCGUAUUCGCAAGUAGCCCCACUGUAUUCAACCAAUACAUCGCUCGCAAAACAAGAGGAUACAACGUUGAGACGUGUACGGGUGAUUGUCAAACUGAAGAAAUCUGUCAGAUAAGAGCUGCAGAAAGUCAGUAUAAUUGUGCUACCAUCAAGCCGGGAAUCAGUUUCAGGAAGAGGAGUGAAAAUGAUGGAACAUUGGAGAGGAGGAUUGGGGAUGUGGUGGAGGCUUAUGGGGGAGAUUGUGAGGGCAGUAUGAUUAGACCGAUUUUGGCCAAGUUGGCGGCACAGGAGGGGUUGCUAGAGACUGCGCUGGAGAGGGCGAAGAUGAAGGCUAGGAAGUGA
Messenger RNA from Sclerotinia borealis F-4128, 1893 nucleotides. Lineage: Eukaryota; Fungi; Ascomycota; Leotiomycetes; Helotiales; Sclerotiniaceae. The record is from the annotation of a GenBank genome assembly.